GCCAAUCAGAAGGCAGAUGUCGCUUCUUGAAAACAUGUCGCCCAUGAAGCUGUGUGUUCCAGGUGAAAGGCUCUGCAGCACGGAGGACUGUAUUCCCGGUACCGGCACGUAUUUGAGGCACGGCUACAUCUUCGCCUCACUCGCGGGUUACGUGUUGAGAAAGAACGAGGGAGAGGAGCUCCCGGUGAUUUCAGUGGUUAGAGAGACAGAAGCACAGCUUUUGCCUGACGUCGGUGCCAUUGUCACCUGCAAGGUGACAAGUAUCAACCCAAGGUUUGCUAAAGUUCACAUUUUAUAUGUGGGGUCGACACCGCUAAAAGACCGCUUUAGAGGCACGAUCAGACGAGAAGAUGUAAGAGCGACAGAGAAGGAUAAAGUGGAGACAUACAAAAGCUUCAGGCCAGGAGACAUCGUCCUUGCUAAAGUUAUCUCUUUAGGUGACGUGCAGUCGAACUACCUGCUGACUACAGCUGAGAAUGAGCUGGGUGUUGUGGUGGCCCACAGCGAAGCUGGCACUCAGAUGGUCCCCAUCAGCUGGUGUGAGAUGCAGUGUCCGCGCACGCACGCUAAAGAGUUUCGCAAGGUAGCGCGGGUACAGCCGGAGUACCUGCAGGCAUGAGACACGCCCAACACGUCCUUUAACCACACCCACUGGAACACACAGCUUCAAAGACACGCCCUCCCGCUUUACUCGCAAGGAUUUCUGUGCCAGAUCGACGUGUUUGGAAUUUCAGAUGUGAAUCUGAAUGUUUAUUCUCAACAUUCCACACUGCUUGUAACGCCUGGGAAUUCCUCACUGAGUAACCUGUUAAACUGAUCUUAAAAGUGACAUGUAUGAAUAACAUUUGACCAUGGUUAGAAUGUAGUCAGCAGCUCUGGCAUUUAUGACACUCACGCAAUAUUACAUGUUGAAUUGUUUAGAGCUUCUACAAACAUUACAGGACAGGAGUGGGUAAUCUCAUUUAGUGUUGACUACAUGCUUCUGAAGUUUCACUGUACUUCAUAUUACUCGACUUGUGUUCUGAAAGUUAAGAGCUUCUGGAAAUAUGGAUAUCUCAUGUCUGGUUCAUUUUUCACACCAGAAUCAACAGCGAAGACCGCCUAUGUUUUGCAUUGUAACAAUUUUCAUAACCGUUAAAGGGACAGUUCAUGCAAAACGAAAAAUAAUUUACUUACCCUUAUGUCAUUCCAAACCUGUAUGAGUUUAUUCUGCAGAACACAAAAGAAGAUAUUUUGAAGAAUGUUGGUAAUCAAACAAUACUGAACCACAUUUACUUUCAUUAUAUGAAUACAAACUGCUGAAACAUUUAUCAAAAUAUCUUCUUUUGUGUUCCACUGAAGAAAUAGUCAUAUACAGAUUUUCAAUGACAUGAGGAUAAAUAAAUGAUGAGAAAAACAUUUUAGGUUAGGUUUUUAGGAAAUUUCCAGUACCUUGUUUUAUUUCUAGGUGACCCUUUGCAAAUAUUUUGCAUUACAGUAAUGAAACAUGGGUGGGGAACUGGGUGUUAUCAAAGUGAUAGUGCUCCCAAAAAUGAAUGAAUUAAUCAACCUUAAGUUGUUACAAAUCUGUACGCAUACGCAUUUCUUUGUUCGGUUGAACACAAAGAAAGAUAUUUGGAAGAAUGUUAGCGACUGAGAUUUCUGGGGCACCAUUGACUGCCAUUAAAAUAGUUGUCAAAUGUGUCCCAGAACUGUUUGGUUUCCUAAAUUCUUUAUCGUAGUUUCUUUUGUGCUCAACAGAAAAAAUAUAUACAAUGAUUCUUAUAAGGUAGUCCAUGGUGCCCCAGAAGUUGUAAGUUGCUGACAUUAUUCCAAAUAUCUUUCGUGUUCAACUAAACCAAAAUAAAUGUUUACAGGUUUGGAAAAACUUGAGGGUGAGUAAAUCAUGACAGUUUUCUCAUUUUUCAGUGAACUAUACCUUUAAUUGUGUAACAAAAAAUGUCCCAAUGAAAAACACGCAAGACCGUGCUUUAAAGGCUUCCAUUUUUAGUAGUAAACUGGAAUAUAUAAGAAUUGUACAGUUGCUCAAAUCACAUUCAGCACAAAAUCCUGGCAGAGUACCUUUCUGAAGUUUAUCGAGGUUAUUUUUGGCGACACCGUUUUCAAACUUUUAAAAAGCACAUGUACUGCAAAAAUAGUCGUUCUGAGAUGUUGACGUUUUUUUUGCUGCUUUCCUUUGGAAAUAUAUUUUGUUCUUUAUUUUUUCUAUUCUAUCAUUUCGUCUGUAACUGAUUUAAAAGUUCAUGCGUUUACAAGAGGAGAAAUAAAGCAUCUAACAGAACAGAA
Molecule: messenger RNA, 2286 nt
Organism: Triplophysa rosa
Lineage: Eukaryota; Metazoa; Chordata; Actinopteri; Cypriniformes; Nemacheilidae
Gene: exosc1
Product: exosome component 1
Exons: 8
Coding region: 17-619 (200 amino acids)
Biological process (GO): RNA processing
Cellular component (GO): nuclear exosome (RNase complex); cytoplasm
Molecular function (GO): RNA binding
Source: RefSeq, a predicted model, not a curated record